Messenger RNA from Vitis riparia (riverbank grape), 2356 nucleotides. Its product is annotated as NAD-dependent malic enzyme 59 kDa isoform, mitochondrial. Gene Ontology annotation, biological process: pyruvate metabolic process; malate metabolic process. Gene Ontology annotation, molecular function: NAD binding; malate dehydrogenase (decarboxylating) (NAD+) activity. Gene Ontology annotation, cellular component: mitochondrion. The record is from RefSeq and is a predicted model, not a curated record. The coding region runs from base 247 to 2064 and encodes 605 amino acids. Lineage: Eukaryota; Viridiplantae; Streptophyta; Magnoliopsida; Vitales; Vitaceae. The transcript is spliced from 19 exons.
GAACUGUUUCACCUUUGAGAGGCAGCCGAGAAAUUAGUGGAAAGAAAGUGAGAGAAAGCGACAGGAAAAAAAGAUCGAUCUCAAUAUAAAUAGGGUAUAGACUUGUUAAAGCUCUUCACUGGUCUUUCCAUUUUCUUUUAAAGAAUCAAAUGUGGUGAAAGAGAUUCUGAAGAGAGGAGGAUUUGAAGCUUUUGUUCCUAUUUUUGGUACCCAGAAUUUGAGAGUUUUAAAUUUCUAGGUCAAGGAAUGUGGAGAAACAUCGCUCGAUCUGCCGCAGCGUCGUGCCUCCGGCGAUCGCGGCGGUUCUCCACGGCGAUUCCGGGUCCGUGUAUUGUUCACAAGCGUGGUGCAGAUAUUCUCCACGAUCCGUGGUUUAAUAAGGACACUGGCUUCCCUUUGACAGAGAGAGAUCGACUUGGGCUGCGAGGUCUCCUCCCUCCUCGUGUUAUCUCAUUUGAGCAUCAGUAUGCUCGAUUCAUGGAGUCAUAUCGGUCAUUGGAGAAAAAUACUCUGGGCCAACCAGAUAGUGUUGUAUCCUUAGCAAAAUGGAGGAUCUUAAAUAGACUACAUGACAGGAAUGAGACACUGUACUACCGGGUUCUUAUUGAUAACAUCAAAGACUUUGCACCGAUAAUAUACACUCCCACAGUUGGAUUGGUGUGUCAAAACUACUCGGGGUUGUUUAGACGUCCACGUGGAAUGUAUUUCAGUGGCAAGGAUAAAGGAGAGAUGAUGUCCAUGAUCUACAACUGGCCAGCUCACCAGGUGGACAUGAUAGUGAUAACAGAUGGCAGUCGUAUUCUUGGUCUGGGUGACCUUGGAGUUCAGGGAAUUGGAAUACCUAUUGGGAAACUUGAUAUGUAUGUUGCCGCUGCUGGUAUCAAUCCACAGAGAAUACUUCCAAUUAUGCUUGAUGUUGGCACUAACAACCAAAGGCUUCUUGAAGAUCGCCUUUAUUUAGGACUUCGGCAGCCUAGAUUGGAAGGAGAAGAGUAUCUAUCAGUUGUUGAUGAAUUAAUGGAAGCUAUUUUCACUCGUUGGCCCAAGGCUAUUGUACAGUUUGAGGAUUUUCAAAUGAAGUGGGCUUUUGAAACACUACAACGUUAUCGUAAGAAGUUCUGCAUGUUCAACGAUGACAUACAGGGAACUGCUGGUGUUGCUCUGGCGGGACUUUUAGGAACUGUUAGAGCACAAGGUCGACCGUUGACUGACUUUGUCAACCAAAAGAUAGUUGUAGUUGGAGCAGGAAGUGCAGGGAUUGGUGUGCUUAAUAUGGCUGCACAGGCUGCCUCAAGGAUGGCUGGGAACACUGGGGCAUCACCAAAUCAUCAAUUUUAUCUACUAGAUAAAGAUGGUCUCAUCACAAAAGAGAGGAAAAAUAUAGAUCCAGCUGCAGCACCAUUUGCUAAAGGCCCAGGAGAGAUUGAGGGACUGAGAGAGGGAGCUAGUUUACUUGAAGUGGUUAAAAAGGUUAAACCCCAUGUGCUUCUUGGUUUGUCUGGAGUUGGUGGUGUCUUCAAUGAGGAGGUGCUUAAGGCCAUGCGAGAAUCCGAUUCUACCAAACCUGCAGUUUUUGCAAUGUCAAAUCCCACCAUGAAUGCUGAGUGCACAGCUGCUGAUGCUUUCAAGCAUGCAGGAGAAAAUAUAGUUUUUGCAAGUGGGAGUCCUUUUGCAAAUGUUGAUCUAGGGAAUGGAAAAGUAGGUCAUGUAAAUCAAGCAAAUAACAUGUACCUGUUUCCUGGGAUUGGUUUGGGGACUCUUCUCGCAGGUGCUCAUUUUAUUUCAGAUGGCAUGUUGCAAGCAGCUGCUGAAUGCCUUGCUUCUUAUAUGAGUGAUGAGGAAACCCAAAAUGGCAUCUUGUAUCCAUCCAUCGACAGCAUUCGGCAUAUUACAGCAGAGGUUGGAGCUGCUGUUUUGCGAGCUGCUGUUGCUGAAGAACUGGCCGAAGGACACGGUGAUGUGGGGCCAAGAGAGCUUGAGCACAUGUCAAAGGAGGAGACGGUGGAAUACAUCAUACGUAAUAUGUGGUUCCCCAUUUACAGCCCUCUUGUUCAUGAGAAAUAAGGCUAUUGUUGUUUUUCUUCAAAGGUUAUUCUCCUGCGGUUGAUUCUCAGGGUUCUGCUGCCAUCUGUAAUCGUGGUGGUUAAUUCUUGGUAAACUCCUAAUUCUUAGAGCAUUAAAUUGUUAUAGAUCAGGCCCCUUCCAAACCAGAUAAACUUGAUGUACCUUAAUUAUGUGUUGUUAAUUCAAUGAGCAACACCCAAGUAUAAUUCCAUAGUUCUAUUCUGGACAUCCUGUAACGAAUUUAUCAGUUCUUUGAAAAUUCAUUUGCAAGGACUCUAGCUUCUUUCCUUCA